AUGGCCACCGCCGCCCUAGAAUCCAAAAUCCGCCAAGCGGCCGUCAUAAACCGCAAACUCCUCGCCAUCCUCGCAGACACGGACAAUGCCAUCCCCGACCUCCGCCAACAACGCCGCCUCAUCACCGACCUAGACCACCAGCUCAAAGAGUCAGACAGGAACAUCCACGCUCUCGAGGGCCGCCGGAAAAAGGAACUCAAAGACCACGAAAAGUACCGCGACAGCGUCAUGCGCCGCUUCGUGCACAAGGCCGUCGGGAAGCGCGACAAAUUCAACGAGCGCGCCGCCCGCGAGGAGCGCGAGUACUUUGACGUCCUCCAGGAGGAGCACCGCGAAAAGGAGCUCAACAAGAACGUGCGGGAGCAGCUGCGUGACGCGCGCGAGGCCAGCACGUCGCUCGAGGCCGAGGCCAGACGGCACGACGAGGCGCAGUGCGAGCUCGACAGCCUCUACGAUUCGAUUUUUGCCGGCCCGACGCCGAGUUACCCCGAGGAGGACGCCCUCGAGCAGUCGGCGGAACAGGCGCUGCGCGAGUACCACGACACCCGGUCCAAAGUCGAGGCGGAGGCACACGCAAUACGUCUCUUGACGGACGCGAUGAAGCGGAUGGGCGACUCGUUGAGGCACAUGGACGACGCGCUGAGCCACUCGCGCAUGGACAUGUUUGGCGGCGGGACCAUGUCGGACAUGAUGGAGCGGAGCGCGCUGCAGCGCGCUGAGAGCGCGACACAGGAGGCGAGGAUGUUGGUGAUGCAGGCGCAGCGGAUGACGCCGUAUAUUGGCGAUUUGCCGCCGAUCAACAUCAACCACGGGAACCUGAUGGGCGACGUACUGUUUGACAACAUCUAUUCCGACAUGGCGUUCCACGACGAGAUUAAUAAGUCGAGGAUGUCGAUUGAGAAGUGUGCGCAUGUGUUGAGUCGGUACCUGCACGAGACGAGGGAUCGACGCAUGUAUCUCUCACGGGAGCAAAAGGUUCGAGGGGAGAGAUUGGAGAGUACGCGGACGGCGUUGCAGAAGGAGCGGGAGAGGUUGUUUGAGCAGAUUGCUGGUGGAGCUGUCGAAAUGGGGUAUGCGUCGUCGUCCUCGAAUGUUGUGCCGGUUGGGUUGAGAUAA
Molecule: messenger RNA, 1116 nt
Organism: Colletotrichum orchidophilum
Lineage: Eukaryota; Fungi; Ascomycota; Sordariomycetes; Glomerellales; Glomerellaceae
Exons: 1
Coding region: 1-1116 (371 amino acids)
Source: RefSeq, a predicted model, not a curated record